Messenger RNA from Aphanomyces invadans, 2086 nucleotides. RefSeq lists its product as hypothetical. Gene Ontology annotation, biological process: positive regulation of transcription by RNA polymerase I. Lineage: Eukaryota; Oomycota; Saprolegniomycetes; Saprolegniales; Verrucalvaceae. Gene Ontology annotation, molecular function: RNA binding; ATP binding. Gene Ontology annotation, cellular component: intracellular anatomical structure; nucleolus. The record is from RefSeq and is a predicted model, not a curated record. The transcript has 6 exons. Bases 34 to 2058 code for a protein of 674 amino acids.
CGCGACGAAAACAUUUUCGCGACGACACGGACGAUGGCUUCAACUAUCGGCAGCGGCAACGCGAUCGCGUCCAAGAAGCGGCAAUGGGAGGCCCAGCAGUCCAUGAAAGAAGUGCGUGAAUCUCUGCCCAUCUUUGCGUGGAAGAAGACGAUCCUGGAUAACCUACGGAAGCACCGUGUGCUCAUCUUGGUCGGGGAGACAGGGUCAGGAAAGACGACGCAGCUGCCCCAGUACGUCCUCGAGAGUCACAUGACGGCACCGCACAAACGAAUUGCUGUGACGCAGCCUCGCCGAGUGGCUGCCAUUACGGUGGCGCAGCGUGUGGCUGCCGAAAUGAACACGACGAUUCCAGGAGGACCCGUUGGGUAUUGCGUCCGAUUCGACGACACGACAUCUUCCGCGACAAAGCUCAAGUUCAUGACAGACGGGAUGCUCGUGCGUGAAGCGCUUCUGUUUCCCGACCUGGCCAGCUACUCGGUAAUCGUCCUCGAUGAAGCGCACGAACGUUCGCUGCAGACGGAUAUACUAUUUGGCAUUGUCAAGCGUGCGUUGGCCAGCCGGGGGGUGAAGAACGACCUGCGUGUCGUCGUCAUGUCUGCGACGCUGGAUGUUGCGCUGUUCCAGAACUUUUUUGCCGCGAGUGACCCCGCCGUGCUGCGCAUUCCUGGUCGGACCCACCCCGUCGACAUCUUUUACACGAUCAAGCCGCUUCCAGACUACUUGGACGCAGUCCUCAUCACGACCCUUCAAAUUCACUUGGACGAAAAAGACAACACAGGGUCGAUCUUGGUCUUUCUCACCGGCCAAGAAGACAUUGAAACGAUGGAAAGUCUUUUGAACGACUACGCGACGCGCUUGCCGCCCCACGUUCCAAAGCUUUGGGUUUGCCCCAUCUUUUCCGCGAUGCCGCGAGAGUCGCAAAUGCUGGCGUUUGAACCCGCGCCACCCAACGUUCGCAAAGUCAUCUUGGCGACCAACAUCGCGGAAACGUCGAUUACGAUCAACGGCGUGCGGUUUGUUGUUGAUACAGGCCUGGUCAAGCAGCGGUCGUUUGUCGGGCACAUGGAAACUCUGCAAAUCGAGCCGAUUUCGCAAGCGCAAGCAUGGCAGCGUAGCGGUCGCGCUGGCCGUGAAGCCCCUGGCGUGUGCUACCGUUUGUUUCCCGAAGCCAAAUUUGAAGAGCUCGCCACGCGCGCCAUUCCUGAAAUCAAACGGGUGAGCUUAGAGGUCGUCGUGUUGCAACUCAAGUGCAUGGGGAUCGACGACGUGCUGUCUUUUGAGUUCAUUGAGCGUCCGAAUACCAAGCACAUGAUCCAAGCGCUGGAAAAGCUGUACGCGCUCGGCGCUUUUACUCCGACUGGCACCCUUACCGAUCUGGGACGUAACGUGGCGAGCCUGCCCGUGGACCCGAUGGCGUCGAUUAUGCUCUUGAAAGCCAUCGAGCUGGGAUGUGUCAGCGACGCUGCGUCGAUUGUCGCGAUGCUUUCCGUGGAGUCGAUAUUCUACAUGCCCCGUGACCACAAAGAGAAGGCGGCGGCGUCACGCGCGCCGUUCGUCUCGACUGACGGCGACCAACUCAUGCUGCUAAACGUGUACAACGCGUACGCGUCGUGCAGCGUCAAACAGCGUUUCAAGUGGGCCAAAGAUCACUUUAUCAACCUCCGCGCCAUGCAACGGGUGGAGAGCGUGCGAGAUCAGCUCGUGCGGUACCUGCGCCAAGCCAAGCCCGACGCCGACAUGACAUCGUCCGCGCUGCCAGACACCGUGCCCGUUCGAAAAGCGAUGGUCGCAGGCUACUUUCUCAACUCGGCGACCCGCAUGAAGAGCGCGCUGAACGGCACCCAAGCGUACCACACAAUGUGCCUCCCCAAACGCGAAGAGGUCAAGGUCCAUCCUUCUAGUGUCAUGUUCAUGCGCAAUCCCGCGCCCCGCUACGUCCUCUUCAACGAACUUGUGUUUACGAGUAAGCAGUACAUUCGAGGCGUUGUCCCGAUUGAGAAGGAGUGGCUCGUGGAAGCCGCCCCCAACUUUUUCCAUCGAGUCGACCACGCCAAGUAGUAAAAAAAAACAUGAACGUUCGAUGCGA